GGAGCGUCCGUGUAGAUUCCGAGCCGUGCGCGCAUGCACAGAGGUUUUAUUCUCUUUCUUUCUCUCUCUUAAUAAACAUAUUUUAUAUGUUUUUUUUGCCUCCCUCGCAUAACCGCCCGCUUGUUCCGCGUUUGUUCCGUCCGGGUGAUCGUGUAUGUGUACCGUGUGGGGUUGCCCUUCCCUUUCUGACUAGAGGGAAGAAGCAGAACCGUUUGCUCUCGCUUCUGUACACUGGUAUGGAAACGAUUUCGUCAUUUUCUAUGUGUUACUACACAUUGUUGAUGUCGAAUUUCGAGGCUUAAUUGGGCUCAUUUUCGGGGUUAGUGAGAUCCGUUCAUAUUAUUGGCGUUAGUAUCCACUUCGGACCGUUUUCGGGGUCUUCCCCGUGGCCUUCUACGGUUCUGUGAAGCAGUGUAAUUCCGUUUCUCCGCUCGGGCGGAGGAGAUUAUGGUGUCACGGAAAAUACUUAUGUAGUACUCUGCUGAUAGUGAAGCUCGCAAUCCGUGUUUUGGGUGUGAUUAGCCCAGUGCAAAUGAUGUCGCAGUUUACUACUGGUUUAUUAGUGUGUAUGUUGAGCAUAGUAGCGCAUUGACUGUCAUCAGAUAGCUGUGUAUGCAACGUGCCCACUGAUAUUAUCUGCGCUGUGAAGCAUAGAACCCACGAUCGGCUGAUGAUCGAUUGUGCUUGCUGGCCAGGGAAGACAACGGCAGCAAUAUUCGGGGUGUGCGUGCAAGUAUUUAGUGUGCCAUAGAGCAUAGAUCAUAAAGUGAGUGUGUAACGGCAGAAAGAAAGAGAUGAUGAGUGCGUAAAGCAUAAAACAGAAGAACGGGGAAAAAAGAGCACUGCCUUCGGUGCGGAUCAAGUUUAUAGAAUGCGACCGUAGCGAUCGGUUCGUUGAUUGCAAUAGAGACAAUGUAUAGUUUCCAACUGUUUCCAUAGAGUGGGACUUUUUUAAAUUACUGACAAUGGCCAGAAAUUCGUAGGGGAGUCGAAUAGUGAAACGUUUAAGUUGAUCACGUUAAUUGGCUGAUUCAUUCGGAUAAGCGAGAGCGACGUUGUAGUCAUCGUUGGGUUGUUCCAGCAGGGAAAAUCGUGCCGAUCACUUUAUCGUCAAUAUAUGCCCGUCCAGGGUGGAUAAUUGGUAGAGUAAGCAAUGCAGGUGGUGUCGAUGAUUACGAAUAAUCGUCCAUCGAAUUUCAAUUGCAUACUUGAACUUGUCGUUGGCGACGACUUCGAUGCCAGUCCCUCUAACAAGCUAGCAGCGAACAGCAACUCAACACAAACGUGAGACGCGUUUCAGAGAGUCAAUAUUAGAGAUCUCUUGUGUGUGCUGUUAAAGGAUUUCAAGAUUGUUGCCGAAUGACGUCACGCCGCUGCGAGACUUCUUUUGCUGCAUUCUCCACCGUAGCAAUUUCAAGUGGACGGUCGUUCUGCUUUAUUCAUGAAUAAGUACGUACAUCGGACGUGUGUCAGACAGACAGAGCACAGCUAGAAUCGAAAAUUAUGAAGAAAAAACACACGCCGAUAAGCAAAGUAGAUGAAUUCAAAAAAUGUUGCCAAUAUGUUACCGCAGUGUUAUUCGAUCGAAAGUAACAAUGUGAUUGACGCGGAUGUUGCAAAUACUAAUGCCACCGCCACAACCAACACUGCAAUCGCUACUACUAGUGUUAUUAGUAAUACAACAACGACGACGGCGGCGACCACGACCAGUACCACCACUAAUCGCGAUCAUACGGCAACGAUGUGCAAAAUACCAUCGACGACGACGGUUGCUUCUGACGGUGAACUCGAACUGAUGAUGAUGGCAUCUGCGAGCAGUGUCAUUUCAGCUGCUGCUUCUACCAACAAUAACACCAAUAACAGUAACAACAACAGCAGUAGCAGCAGCAACGAGUUGGAUAUGUUCAAUAGCAAGGACCCUUACGCUGAGCUGGAGAGAUAUCUGGAAAAGGUCAAGGCUGAAAUCUCCGAGGUGUUUGCCCAACUAGAGUCGGAAAGCAUUCAGCGGGAACGGAAACAAACGCCACCGAUUGGGUCUGCCGAACGGGAUCUGGGCCUCAUCAAGGGCGGCGGUGGUGGUGGCGGCGGCGGCAAUGGAAUCCGGGACAGCAACUACAACACCAAAGCUACCGUUUGUCAGAAUGCGGUUUGUGUUCGCGACACCGUCGACGGUACCGGCAGGGCCGGCACAACGGAACGGCUGCUGCAGAAAAUUGUUGCUGCUGCACUGCCAAAAGAACCACAGGCUGUCUCAUCGCUACAUCAUCCCGGCUUGGGGCUAGAGCGUAACAAUGGUGCUUUUGAAUCGACGCGGUACUAUGAUGAUCCCACGUUCAUCAUCAACUCCGGCAACGCGCAUCAUCAUCAUCAUCAGCUUAGUGAACCGCACUUGGUGUUAAAAAUCGAUGAAGAUCAUGAUCACGAUAAGCUAGAAAAACGUUCACAGCGAUUCAAUAACUCAAACAACCGCCUUCUCACUGUUGGUGCUACUGACAACAGUCACUCGUCGGAUUAUGAAAACAAUACCUGCAGCAGCAGUCGCGAGCCGCAGGACAGCCUAUCCGACGAUAUGAGCUUGCUCGAGGAAUUGAGCGUGUACGAUAGUCAUGAAAACGAAGAAGACGGCUCAGACAGCAAGGAAACGGAAAUGUCCCCACGGCAGUUCCAGCAGCAGAAUCCCACAACCAGGCAUCCUCCCCUGCUGCAGCAACUGACAACCGACAAGCUGAAAACCAGUACAAAUAGUCUACCUUCCACUAGCCGCAAUUUUAGUCUACAUCAUAAAUUUAGGAAUCACCAGAACGUAAUCGAUGCCAAAAGACGACAGUUUUUCCUGCCCCUGGAGCAGGAACCAUUUCAACCAGUCAAAUCCAACAUCACCGAGCUGCCUUCGCCGAGCAGCACGUCGCUGCACAGCGGCUACAGUCAUCUAAUCCUGGAGGACCUGGGAACUAAGUCCAGCUCGGCGCCGCUGCUGAUGAAGAACGAGGAAGCUGAACUUGGCGAACGGAGGAAUUUGAGAUAUUCGCGAUCGCAAAGUGACCGACAUCUUGCAGAAAUAGAAGCCAUAGAGGCCUGCCGAUGGCUCCGAGCUGCCGGUUUCCCGCAGUAUGCUCAAAUGUAUGAAGAUCAUCAAUUUCCGAUCGAAAUCAAUGAUGUCGCUAAGGACCACCCGUUUUUGGAGAACGAUCCGUUGCAAUCGUUGUACCGCCGGCUGCAAACCUUGAACCGGUGCGCUAACAUGCACAUCGAUACACACCAACAUUCGCAUCCGCCGAAACAGAACGAAGAUUCGGACGAUGAUAGUUGUGCCCUCUCGGAGGCGUGGACUUUUGCGCACAACAGUCGACGAUGGUCGCGGGUUGAAGAUGCAGCCGGUUUGGUUAGCGUCAUUAAGCAAAAGCAUAGCAAUAAAAGUGAUGUCAGUACAGUUAAUGAGACGGAUUCCGCGGAAGAUUCGUCCAAGAGUGGAUCCAAGACAACCACAGAUGACAAAGAAAGCUGGGGUGAUGAUGGUGUAACGUUAAGUAUAUUGUCGGAUAGUGAUCAACAGGAUGGACCUGUACGACUCCGCCGAACUGGCAGUGAGCGACUCAAGGAUGGAGCGAAAGCACUGCUGCGACGGGUCGAAUCAAUCAAAUCACGUAGACGAAGGCGUCCAAAUCGCGAUGGGCUGGUUCUUAGUGGACAUCACUCUUCAAGCCUCUCACCGGCUCAUCACGCUCUGGACGACUUGAAACAUAUCGACGUGAUAUCCUUCUCCAAUCCUUCCUCGCCCCGGUCAUCUGCAGCGCACGUAGACCAUCGAAGAGACAACACUCUUGGAACCAAUGAGAUAGUAUCGAACCUUUUAUCUCCAUACACACUCAGCCCAUUCGGUCAUAUGGUAGAAGAUAAGCAAAAAGAGCCCAAACGUAGCCCAAAUAGAUCUAGUCCGUUACACUUUUUCAUUCAGCUACAGGAAGCUAAAUCGGGCGAUGAUUCGUCAUCCAUCUGUAGUGAAGAUAGUCAAGAUUUGAACACCGGGUAUUUCGCCGGAAGGAUUGUGAAAACACCGAGCAAGAAAUAUCCGAAAGCAAAGAAACUGCUUCGGCACAAGGUAACCGCCGAUGACUCCGGAGCCCUUUCCGAUUCGGAGUACCAGUCAAAAAUAAGACGGGCCAAGGUGACAAGCGAUCUAAAGGAAACCACCAAUAGUAACACUCUGCAGGUAUCUAAAUUGAACCGUGGUGGGUCGCUAAACCUGGGCAAGGGUAGCAAACGGUACCGUGAUGCAUUUCACAACAGAUCGAUGAGAGUAACUAAAACUUCCGAUGAAAAAGGGGCGAGUGAGGAGCGAAAACGUCCGACCGUCGCUCGUUGGCAUAGUUUUCAACAACCGAAGAAUUCAGAUGGUCGUCGAAUUAGCAUUGUGGACGUAAAGGAAGGCAGUAAGGAAAAGGUAAAAUAUUCUCGAGGCACCAGCAUCUACGAAAUGUCCUGCGGUCAGUUGAUGGUGGUACGAAAGCUCGCUCUAGUCACACUAACGGGGUACAUGGAACGAUACUGUCCCACGCAUCGGUCCGGUUGGAACUGGGAUCUGCCAAAGUUCAUCAAACGGAUCAAAACGCCAGAUUAUAAAGAUAGACGAGUCUACGGCAUUCCGCUGGUUCUCAAUCUGCAGCGAUAUGGCAACACUCUUCCGGAAAUAAUACAGAUGGCAUUGAAUUGGCUCGAGUUGAACGCUCUGGAUCAGGUAGGAUUGUUUCGCAAACCGGGCGUGAAAUCCCGAAUUGCCAAGCUAAAAUCGACGAUCGAAUCCAGCAACAAUACGAUCAACCGGAUGGCCGUUUUCGACGACUAUCACGCGUACGACGUCGCCGAUAUGUUGAAGCAAUACUUCCGAGAGCUGCCGGAUCCGCUGCUGACCGCGAAACUGUCCGAGACUUUUGUGGCAAUAUUUCAGUAUCUUCCGGAGGAAGUCCGCAUGGAAGCCGUUCAGUCGUCGAUUCUGCUGCUACCGGAUGAACACCGGGAGGUUCUGUACACGUUGCUUGACUUCCUGGGUAAAGUUGUCGCGAGUGCCAGUCAGAAUCAAAUGACUGCGAACAAUUUAUCCGUCUGUUUGGCACCGUCGUUGUUUUACUCGAUCUCCGGCAGCAGAUCUUCUACGGCUUCGCCGCGAAGAAAAAAGGGCGCCAUCGGGCAGCCGGAUGAGAAGGAACUGUCGGAAACUCGUGCUUCGCACGAUUGUUUAUGCUUCUUGAUUCAACACUAUCGUACCCUGUGGACCAUAUCCAGCGAUCGAAUGAAAAAAUGCAGCUUCAACUAUAUGGAAGAAUCAAAACCAGUGCCACUGGAAUCGCUGGGCGCGGAAUUGCAUGUGCAAAAUUGGCGAGGAUAUCUGACCGAGUGUAUUAAGGAGUGCGUGCGAGAGGGAAAGGAAAGGCCACGCGGUUGGGUUUCGCUGAAUUCGUCGGACCCUAGCGUAACGGUCCAUUUCAAAAAAGUUGGCGAUGGCCAUCCAUUGCGACUCUGGAAGGCUGUGACCGAAGUGGAGGCACCACCCACGGAGGUAAUCAAUCAUAUUCUAAACGAGCGGCACCUUUGGGAUGAUCAUUUGCUGAAGGCGAAAAUUGUUGAGCGGCUAGAUAACGACACAGACGUGUUCCAAUACGUAUGCGGACAACCCGUUACGGAUUAUUGUGUGUUAAGACAGUGGAACAAGCAGCAGUCACGGGGUGCUUGCGUCAUCGUUGAGGUUUCCAUAAGUCAUAAUGGCGCUCAACCACUGUUGGACGGAGUUCGAGGUGUUGUAUUGGCUUCCCGAUACCUAAUCGAACCCUGCGGAAGUGGCAAAUGCAAAUUGAUGCAUCUCUCCCGUGUAGACAUGAAGGGACGUACACCGGAUUGGUACAACAAAAACUACGGUCACAUCUGUCAGCAAUAUCUUUCCAGGAUCAAAAAGUUUUUCGAACACAAUACCGAGGGACCUGAAAGUAAAGUAUAGAAACAAAACAUUUCGAAACAACAUAGCAAGUGAAGAUAAACAAUAGCUACUAUCACACACACACACACAUACACCUACACAUACACCACGUAGAGAAAUGGUAAACUCGAGCGUCUCAAACGUAGUUUCCAAACAUUCCAAAUUUUUUAUUACCAAGUGCCUAAACCAUGAUAUUUUCUUAGUUUUUCUCUCCGAAACGAGAAAAUCACCAUCAUGAAAAGGGAAAUUUAUGAAACAAAACUAAAACUAGUCCAAGCAAAUAAACUUAACCAAUUUCACAACACUUAUAACAUGAAUCACGUUUUUUAUUAUUAUUUUAUAGUUAUACAUAAUUGUUAAAGUUUACACCAUAUCAAGAGAAGCAAAUCAAAUAGAGAAGUAGAUAAAGCAAAUCGGUGGAACAAAAUCAAAACAAAUAAUCUCAGUACCGUUAUUCUUAUGGGACCAAUGUCAAUAAAUAAUCUCCAGAGGUCUUCAUUGUAUGGUCAGUCAGUGCCAAUAAAUGUUCAAUUACCCUCCAAAAUGUUUGUUGUAUUAAAGCAACUAGAAAAAAAAUUGUUACUGAUGAAUGGAUUUAUUUGCAUAAUAAAAACCAAGACAAUUGUAAGAUUUCCACAAGAUUGUGUUUCGUUUUUUUCUACUUUAUUUUUCUUAAUCUCACAUCGUUCGCGCAUGGUACAAGCUAGUUACGUCAUUUUUUCUC
Sabethes cyaneus is the source of this 6692-nucleotide messenger RNA. It is a transcript of the gene cv-c, whose product is annotated as rho GTPase-activating protein 7. The record is from RefSeq and is a predicted model, not a curated record. The transcript has 11 exons. Gene Ontology annotation, molecular function: lipid binding; GTPase activator activity. NCBI's taxonomy places the organism in Eukaryota, Metazoa, Arthropoda, Insecta, Diptera, Culicidae. Gene Ontology annotation, biological process: regulation of Rho protein signal transduction; actin cytoskeleton organization; signal transduction. The coding region runs from base 1538 to 5989 and encodes 1483 amino acids.